AUGACAUCCAUUGAACAUGUGGCCCCGGAGGCCAAGGGUGACGAGCAUCACGUCAACAUGUUGGAAAAGGGUCGCACAGUGUCUACUCUCGAGGCCAACUAUCUCGAUGAUCGCUACGAAAUAACACAACGUGGUCUGAAGAACCGUCAUGUUCAACUCAUGGCUCUAGGUGGAACGAUCGGCACAGGUCUCUUCGUCGGAUCCGGACAAUCCCUGCACACCGGUGGGCCUGCGAGCUUACUGAUAUCAUACAUCGCCAUUUCAAUACUCGUAUUCUCGAUCGCCACAGCGAUAGCUGAAGUGGGAGCUUAUCUUCCCGUCCACGGUGGUUCGAUGGCUUCACAUGGCCAUCGAUAUGUCAGCCGAAGUCUGGGGUUUUCCAUGGGUUGGCUUUACUGGUACUCUCUGGGCAUUCUUGUCCCAUACGAGACCACAGCUGCCAGCUUAGUCAUAGGCUAUUGGAACAGCACAAUCAACGUUGCUAUAUGGAUCACCAUCAUGACAAUCGUCAUUGUUGCCCUGAACUUCCUUCCCGUGCGCUUCUACGGCGAGUCUGAGUUUUGGUUUGCGGGAAUCAAAAUCAUUACUCUGAUCGGACUGUUGAUCGUCUCCUUCAUUCUGUUCUGGGGUGGUGGCCCCAAUCACCAGCGUCUGGGAUUCCACUACUGGAAAGAGCCCGGCUCCUUCAACACGUAUCUGGUUGACGGUGAUAUCGGUCGCUUCGUCGGACUGCUCAAAUGCGUUGUCUCCAGCGCGAUCGCUUUCAUCUUUGCUCCUGAACUGAUCAUCGUCAGUAGUGGCGAGAUGGAGUCCCCUCGACGCAACGUGCCUCGUGCCGCUCGCCGCUACAUCUACCGUCUGGUGUUCUUCUAUAUCCUCGCGGCGCUCGCUAUUGGUGUGAUUUGCCCCUCCAACGCUUCUCAGCUGACUACCGGCAGUGGCAGCGUCAAGUCUUCUCCGUUUGUGGUGGGCAUUCAAAACGCUGGCAUCCCCGUCCUUGAUAACAUUAUCAACGCCGCAGUCUUGACCUCCGCCUGGUCCGCAGGCAACUCGUUCCUGUACAUGUCUUCCCGCUCCUUGUACUCGCUGGCCGUGUCGGGUAAUGCUCCCAGCAUCUUCAAAACUUGCAACCGGUGGGGAGUUCCGUACUAUGCAGUGGGCGUCUCAGCACUCUUCUCACUUCUGGCCUAUCUUUCCGUCGGCAGCAGCAGUUCUGUGGUCUUCAACUGGCUGAUCAACUUUACCAAUACCUCUGGGUUCAUCUCUUGGAUUUGCUGCUGCAUCGUCUUCUUCCGCUUCCGCAAGGCGAUCGCCGUUCAGGGCAUUGAGCAGCCGUACAAGUCAAGUAUCCAGCCCUACGGCGCAUACUUUGGCCUUGCGGGUGCCACUCUGAUGCUGUUGAUCAACGGUUUCACCGUCUUCUUCCCAUCCCAGUGGUCUGUCAGCAAUUUCUUCACCGCUUACAUCGGAAUUCCCGCCUUCUUGGUGCUGUACUUGGGUCACCGAUUGGUCUACUGGAAUGACCGCUGGGCUUGGCGUUCUGAAGACGUCGACAUGCAGACGGGAUUGCAGGAAGUCAUCGAUGCAGAGCAGCCGGAGGGACCCAAGCGUUCGCGGUUCAAGAUAUGGUGA
Molecule: messenger RNA, 1632 nt
Organism: Penicillium diatomitis
Lineage: Eukaryota; Fungi; Ascomycota; Eurotiomycetes; Eurotiales; Aspergillaceae
Product: proline permease PrnB
Exons: 3
Coding region: 1-1632 (543 amino acids)
Biological process (GO): amino acid transmembrane transport
Cellular component (GO): membrane
Molecular function (GO): amino acid transmembrane transporter activity
Source: RefSeq, a predicted model, not a curated record